This is a messenger RNA of Alligator mississippiensis (American alligator), 2010 nucleotides long. RefSeq names its product haloacid dehalogenase like hydrolase domain containing 2 (gene HDHD2). The record is from RefSeq and is a predicted model, not a curated record. The transcript is spliced from 7 exons. Gene Ontology annotation, molecular function: phosphatase activity. The coding region runs from base 100 to 879 and encodes 259 amino acids. NCBI's taxonomy places the organism in Eukaryota, Metazoa, Chordata, Crocodylia, Alligatoridae. Gene Ontology annotation, biological process: dephosphorylation.
GGGGCAACUCAUAAAGCCGUCGAGGACCCCACACUGGGAGGGAGGGGGUGCAGCGUGCUCGCCCCGCCCCUUUUCCGCCGGGGGUUGACUGGAGCCAGGAUGGCAGCUCGGCGUGUGCUGAAAGCCGUCUUGGUGGAUCUCAGUGGCACACUUCACAUUGAAGACUCGGCUGUGCCGGGUGCACAGGAAGCUCUUAAAAGACUGCGCGGUGCCCCAGUGACGAUCCGCUUUGUCACCAACACGACGAAGGAGUGCAAGCGAGACCUGCUGGGGAGGCUGCAGAAACUGGGAUUUGACAUUGCCGAGGAUGAGAUCUUCACAUCUCUGACUGCAGCCAGGAGCCUCCUGGAGCAGAAGCAGGUCAGACCCCUCCUGCUGGUGGACGAUAAUGCGCUGCAUGAUUUCAAAGGCAUAGCUACCAACGACCCCAAUGCGGUGGUGGUCGGACUGGCACCUGAGCACUUUAACUACCAGAUGAUGACCCAGGCGUUCCGGUUGAUACUGGAUGGUGCUCCACUUAUAGCUAUCCACAAAGCCCGAUACUAUAAGAGGAAAGAUGGCUUGGCUCUGGGACCUGGACCGUUUGUAACUGGUCUGGAAUAUGCCACAGACUCCAAAGCUACAGUAGUAGGGAAACCAGAGAGAACAUUCUUCCUAGAAGCCUUACGGGGGACUGGCUGCACACCAGAAGAAACUGUGAUGAUUGGCGAUGACUGCAGGGAUGAUGUUGGUGGGGCCCAGAAUGCCGGCAUGCUGGGUAUUCUUGUGAAGACUGGUAAAUAUCGGCCAGAAGAUGAAAGCAAAAUCAGUCCUCGUCCUUACUUAACCUGUGAGAGUUUCCCAAAGGCCGUGGAUCACAUUCUACAGCACCUGCUGUGAGACGGGAGUGUUGUGGUGGAAGAAACCAGGCUCUGUUUUCACACUGUUGCCUUUAUUCCCCACCACACCCCUCAAAGCAAAGAAAUGUCCAAGCAUCAAUGUUCAAACUACACCUGCAACCAAGAGAACAGGCUUCACUCUAGAGCACUGAAAGGAAAUGGAACCAACCUGCACUUAAUGGAAAAGCCUUGAUAAAAACACAAAGAUGAAGCACUGAGCAAGGAAAAACAGGUCUCAGGUCAGCUCAGGGAAAGAAAACCAAGUGGCAGAUGAAACAAAUUGCUUUUGUGCAUUAUGUGGGGAAAGGAAAGUGACAACGCUUUUUCUCUUUGACUCCUAGGAAAUCACAGAUUUAAAGGCUCAUCUGAAAUGUGCUAAGUGAGCUAAGCCGGAGAACCCACCAAAAAUAACCUAAACAGAGCAAAACAGGCAUUUCCAGCCUGAAACAGCAGCAGCUAUGUUGGUAGGUUUGUGUUACUUGCCAUGUGUCUCCUCUCUACUCUGAUCCAAUUUAAAUGUAGAGAUGAGGCACAUUUAGGAGUGACUUUUAAUUUAAAAUAUUGCCAUUAUUAACAGUACUCACUGAUGAUUUCUGUCCCCUCAUUAGAGCAGGUAACACUGGCUUUUGUUUUUCAAAUUUUAUGUAAAAUUAAAACUAUCAGUAUUUUACAGAUGUUUUAAUUAGAUGCCGUUAUUAACAGGAAUGGUGCAGAAACAAAAAUCUGGUCCUUAAUGGCUUAUAGACCAUGAAUUUUUGAAGUUAGACUGCAACAGGGUCCUAUUAGCGCUACCGUUGCAAAAUUUCACUGUUGUUUUUUUUCUUUAUGAUGCUCUGGGAAAAAUCCUUCAUGAGCCGUGGGGACAGAUUCCCACUUUUAUGCAUUUGGUUAGUACAGCUGGAAAAUGACAUUUCAUUCUGUAGCCUGCAUUGCUUUUCCUGCACGUGCUAAAUCCACCAGAAUGAACUAACUUUCUAAUGAUGGUAAAUGGCUUUCCUGGUGCAUUUGCAAACUGUAAUAAUCAAAGUCCCUUGCAGUUGUUUUACAGUGCUCCUGAGUGUUAAAUUAUUACACUGUAACUGUACAUCAUUGUAGUAUUCACCUUAUUGAAAAUACAGCUUUGUGUUAAUGA